UUCCCUGCUCUUUCCUCCUCCUGCAGGCUGCUCUCAUACGCACGCACACACUCAAGACGCAUGCACACACUUAUACAAGCACUUUUAAACCUAUAAGACACAGGACAUACUCUAACAUCCUCUUACUUAUAAUCUGCAGACACACACACUCACGCAACUAGAAGCAUUUACAUUCCAAGUUCACACCCGAGGCAGUCAGACACUCUCUUUACCCAACACUUAUUUCUCUUUUACAAAACCUGAUACAAGACAAAAAAAUGAAGACAACUGUAUUCUGCAUUUGUGCUAGUCUCCUGUUCACAGCUGCCUUGGUUCCACGAAGCAGUCGAGCAGCAGACUUCUCUAUUAACUCUCACCAGCGAUGGGAUGCUGGAGGACCCUACAACCUGGGAUCCGAGUCUGAUACUCCUACCUUUUGCCCCAUGAAACUGAGACCCUCGGGCCACUGUGGAAGCUCCAGGGCUGGAUCAGAGGAUGGAGAGGACUGCCCCUACCAGCUCACCCUGCCUCCUCUCACCAUCCAGCUGCCCAAGCAGUUCAGGCUGCUGGAGAAGACAAUGAAGGAGCUGCAGAGCCUGAAGGAAGUGGUGAACAAACUGAAAAGCAGGUGCCAGGACUGCCGUGUGACACAGGAAAAUGGAGCUUUUGGAUAUCAGCAAGCGGACCAGGGACAGACACAGAGGGAUGCUGGAGAACGUGUGGGACUGGACCUGACAGCACAGGAGGUGCAAGGUGGGUCCAGCCCUGAGGAGAGGGGAGACAGGAUGGUUCCUGGAGCUGCUGUGGAUGGUACUAGGCUGGGGCAAGGUUCCAUUUUUGGGAAAAUUACACCAAGUCCAAGCAAUAUGCAGGAGAUGCAGGUGAAGCUGAAUAGGAUGUCAGCCAGCCUGCGCAAUGCCAGGAGCCAGAUCUCAGCACUGCAGGGUCGUCUGGAGGGGCUUAACCUGCUCAACGUGGACAACAUUAAGGCUAUGGUGGACAGACGAGUGGAAAACAUCACUGGAACGGUCAACAAGCUCAACUCCGACUGCGUCACACAAUGUCCAGUACAGACCAGUCCUCAAUUUAUUUUAGCCCCUCGGGACUGCUCAGACUACAACGCAUUGGAGGUGAGGAAGAAUGGUGUGUAUCGUGUGACCCCAGAUCCCCGCAAUGGGACAUUCGAGGUUUUCUGCGACAUGGAGUCCUUCGGAGGUGGUUGGACUGUGAUACAGCAACGUGUUGAUGGGUCUGUUAGCUUCAAUCGUACCUGGAAUGAGUAUAAAAAGGGCUUUGGGAACCUCAGAGGUGAAUUUUGGCUGGGCAAUGACCACAUCCACUUGCUAACAAAAGCCAAAGAUAUGAUUCUCCGGGUAGAUAUGGAGGACUUUGAGGGUGUCCGGGAAUAUGCAAAGUAUGAUGAGUUCUAUGUGGCUAAUGAAUACUUGCGCUACCGCCUGUCUGUCAGCGGAUACAGUGGGACAGCUGGAAAUGCCAUCAGUUUCAAUAAGCACUUCAACCAUGACCAGAAGUUCUUCUCCACCCCUGACCGUGACAAUGACAUGUAUCCCUCUGGAAACUGCGGUGCCUACUAUAGCUCUGGCUGGUGGUUUGAUGCCUGUAUGUCCGCCAACCUCAAUGGAAAGUACUACCACAAGAGGUACAAGGGAGUCCGGAAUGGGAUCUUCUGGGGAACAUGGCACAACAUGACGACAGAGUACUACCCUACCAACUACAGGCAGGCUUUUAAAACUGUCAAGAUGAUGAUACGGCCCAAAAACUAUGCUCCUUAAGAUGACAGGUCAAUAUCUUGAGUAUGGUGAGGCAUUUAAGGGAAAAAUGCCAAGAAAAUGAAAGAAACAGUACAUGAAGUCUCAUACAUUCUCCUGUAGUCAUGCAUUUGCACACAUGCAUACUUGUACACCAAAAACAUAAGCACUGUAGAUCUGGGGUGUCCAGAGUAGGUCCUCAAGGGCCGCUGUCUUACAGGUUUUGGAUGUUUCUUGCAACAGCACACCUGAAUCGGAUUAAUGGGUCAACAUGCUUGGACAGAAUUUGAUUACAAGCUGUUGAGGAGAGCCAUUUGAUUUAAAUCAGGAUCUUUUGGAGCAGGGAAACAUUUAAAACUUGCAGGACAGUGGCCCUCAAGAACUGGAGCGGGACACCCCUGCUGCAGACAAUUUGAAUGCAGUAUGAACAAAAAAAAUUGUGAAAACAUUACUGUGCUAUUACUUUUUCCACCCCUGUGAGCGUGGCCUUCAAAAUAGUGCCAAUAAAAGAUAAUGGCCUGUGAACAAUGAUAUAUAUAUAUAUAUAUAAAUAAAACAAAACAAAACAAAAAAAAAAACACAGAGUGUAAAGGCCAGCCUCCUACAGGGGCCAUUAUAUUACAUGGAAGGUUAGAAAGAGUGAUCUUUCACUAGUCUCUGACAUUUCUCCACUUUCUGUCCAGUUGCCUCCUGCUAUAAACCCUGCUGCGACACAGCGGAGCACAUAGUAGUAAUAAAAACUAAUGAGCUAUCAUUUUCUCUGCUGUAAAUGAUCUAAUAAUUAACAGGAACUACUCAAGUGAAGUAUAUGAGAAGCUGAUGAUACAGUUUUAUUUCUGAAAUUCGUUGUGAAAGACUUUCUGCUGGGGUCAAACCAGUUUCUAACCCUUGAGGGAAGCUUUGCACAAGUUAAAGUUCCUAUGCCACUUGUUUAAUUACACUGAGGCUGUUUGCUAAUGUAUCAUUAUCCUAAACAAUACAAAACAUCCCAGGAAAAAUGUGCAGCCUGAUAGAUUUCCCUUGAGUGCUGCCCACGCAUAUUCUAUAUUACUGAUGCUCUAGUAAAUUGCUCCUGACAGCAGGUACAGAGUACAGCAUUAAACAGUUUCAACCCUAUUUCUAGGUGCACUGAACUACUGGACACUUCUUUAUGUCAUACACCAGUUUGCAUCUGUAAAAUUCCCCUCCACUCACCAUGUGUACAAUACUGCUAUCUAAUGUUAAGAAACUGUAUAGCACCAUAUAAUCCAUUUUAUACACACUGUGAAUGGAAAAGAUAAAUGAGGGAUAUGUUUUACUUUAAGGAUGUGUACAGUAUUUAUUUUCUUUGUGAGGUAUGAGAACUUUUCUAUUAUACACUCUGUAGAUCAUUCAGUACAACGCCUAAUGAUUAUUGAUAGCUGAGCAUUGAUAAAGACUGUGCAUAACUGUGACCAUUCUUCGUAAAUAUACAUAUAUUUGGAGCUGUGUUUGUGUGUACCAUAUUGAUCUUUUCUAUUAUUCAUAUUCAUCUGUCAUUCCAAAAAAAAUGCACUUUUUUUUAUUAAAAAAUAAAGUUUAAACUACA
Molecule: messenger RNA, 3315 nt
Organism: Melanotaenia boesemani (Boeseman's rainbowfish)
Lineage: Eukaryota; Metazoa; Chordata; Actinopteri; Atheriniformes; Melanotaeniidae
Gene: fgl2a
Product: fibrinogen-like 2a
Exons: 5
Coding region: 258-1772 (504 amino acids)
Source: RefSeq, a predicted model, not a curated record